This is a messenger RNA of Nematocida ausubeli, 1890 nucleotides long. RefSeq lists its product as uncharacterized. Bases 1 to 1890 code for a protein of 629 amino acids. Lineage: Eukaryota; Fungi; Microsporidia. Gene Ontology annotation, molecular function: glutamate-cysteine ligase activity. Gene Ontology annotation, biological process: glutathione biosynthetic process. The transcript has a single exon. The record is from RefSeq and is a predicted model, not a curated record.
AUGGGGUUACUGAAGGAGAGCAAAAUUCUAACAUGGGAAGAAACAUCUGCACAUUCAUCAGAAAUAAAAAGAAAUGGAAUAAGUCAUUUUAUUCAAGUAUACAAAAAACAAGUUGCUCCCAAGGCAAAAGAGUUUCUUUGGGGUGAAGAGCUAGAGCAGCACCUUAUAGUCAAGGUAAAUGGGAACUGGAUUCUUCUGCUAGGUUCAGAACACCUUUUAGAUAGCAGCACAUGCACAAAUACCAUACUUCAUCCUGAGUAUGCAGGAUACAUGCUAGAAAGCACACCUGAGUUGCCCUAUGCUCCAAACUUUAAAGAGCUUGCAACACUUGAGCAGACCAUAGAAGGUCGAAGGCUCACCAUUCUGCAAACGCUUCAAAGCAAAUUUGGAAAAGAUGCGUCAAUUUUAUUUCUUCCAUGCUUCCCUCUGCUUGGAACACCUCUGGCCUUUGGAACAGGAGGAAUGAAUGAGCACGCAUGGAUUUCUAAAUGGAAGGAUGCAUUCAAGAAUAUGCAGCCUAUAUGCGAAACAUCUUCUCCUAUAGAGAGCAACAUUGAAGGCACAUUGCUUGAGCAGACGCUAAAUAAGGCAACCACCCCAUCCUUUGACAUAACACGCAGUGAGCAUUAUCCAGACUUUGCGAUAACUCAACAUAAGCGAUUCUUUGGAUUUAGUCGCAACAUUAUAAAAAGGAAAAGAUCCCCUAUAUACAAAGAGUUUCCCUUGGCGUGCAUUGAAAGCACUGCUAAUCAUGCAGCACAAGACACUAGAAGCAGUGAUCCCGCCGAUUCAGUUGUAAUUGAUAGUAUGGGCCAGGGCAUGGGAUGCGGAUGCUUGCAAAUUACCAUGCAAAGUGAAUCGCUUGAGGAGGCAAGAAGGCUGUAUGAUAACAUCGGUGCGAUAUGCCCAUUGCUCCUCUUUCUUACCGCAGGCACCUCUAUUGUUUCAGGAAAGCUUAUUAAAAGCUCAUCAAGGUGGGAUAUCAUAAGCGCAUCUGUUGACUGCCGGCAAGACUCAGAGACAGAAAUCAAAAAAAGUAGAUACUCAUCAAUUGAUCUAUACACAGCAGAAAUGCCUGAGGACUUAGAGAAGGUGUACAAUGACAUCUCUCCUCCUCUGGAAAAAACAGCUCUGGCGACUCUUCUACAGGAGGGAGUGGAUAGCGCGAUGGCAAAACACAUAGCGUCUCUCUAUAUAAGAGACCCUGUUCUCUGCUAUGAAGACUCGACAGAAAUGGAUGACUUUGAAAACAUACAGAGCAGCAACUGGAGAAGCAUGCGGCUGAAGCUUCCCAAGCUAUCAAGCAAUAGUCAAACCGGCUGGAUGGUAGAGACCCGCCCUAUGGAAAUCCAGCCUACUUCUUUUGAGAAUGCAGCCUACUCUGUACUGGUUGUUCUGUUCUCAAGGAUGAUGCUUUCACUGAAUGCAAACUUUUAUCUUCCAAUUUCCAAGGUGGAUGAAAACUUUGUGGCUGCCAACCAGCCAGGAUCGAUUUUAAGAUGCCUGCAAGACUACAUAGAUGCAGAAACCACCCAAACAUUCUGGUACAGAGAAAACAUAUUCUCCACCGGAAUGCCUGUGGUUAAAAAAGGCACUAUAAAAGAGAUCUUCCUGGGCACAGAAGGAUACAUCGGAAUACUUGGCGCAAUAAAGAAGUAUCUUAAUGAGUAUUCGCCUUCUAUCACCAGCUCUAUUGCGCAAUACCUUCAGUUUAUUGAAGACAGAGUGCAAGGAAAAAAAACAAGCGUAGCUACAUACAUGCGAAGGUUUGUAUCUGCACACCCUGCGUACAAGGGGGAUUCUACUAUAUCGCAAGAAAUAUCAAACAACCUUAUUGAUAAGAUUCUUGACAUAACCAAGGCAAACAGCGCAGAAUAUUUAGCCAUAUAA